Molecule: messenger RNA, 1988 nt
Organism: Dicrocoelium dendriticum
Lineage: Eukaryota; Metazoa; Platyhelminthes; Trematoda; Plagiorchiida; Dicrocoeliidae
Source: the annotation of a GenBank genome assembly
CCCAUAGAUAAUGCAGCCCUUGAGUCUCUGCAUUCUGAGGCCGAAACCCGAGCCUUCGGAAACACAGUCGCCUACAGCUUCUUCAAACGGAAAAGAAUUUAUUGCAUCUUUGAAUCCUCCUAAGGAAGACCCUCUGACUUCUGAGGUGUUGCAAACUUUUAAGCAAUCGUUGAAGGCUGAACAUCUCGUCUCUUUGGAUUCAUUGAUGGGAUCUUGCAGCUCUUCGACUAAGGAGCUGUUGGUACCUGUUGUCAUAAAGAAAGAACAGCGAGAUAACAUGUGCGAAUACUGUGGAAAAUCGUAUUCCGCAAAGCGCAACCUUCGGACACACAUAGAAGCUGUUCACUCGAUGCAGCGAGAUCACAAAUGUGAAUGCUGUGGAAAGUCGUUUUCCCUAAAGUGCCGCCUUCGGUCACACAUAGAAGCUGUUCACUUGAAAAAACACUCCCACAGAUGCGAGCAUUGUGACAAAACCUUCUAUCAGAAGAGUGUCCUGAGAAGGCACAUCGACGCAGUGCAUUCGAAAGAACGCCCCCAUCCAUGUGACCGCUGUGGUAAAUCAUUUCCCACCAAAGACCUUUUGCAAAGACACUCUAGUUCUGUUCAUUUGGUGCAGCGAGAUCACAAAUGCGAAUCCUGUGGAAAAUCCUUUUCCCUAAAAGGUCGCCUUCGAGCCCACAUAGAAGCCGUUCACUUGAAGAAGAAGCCCCACAGAUGCGAGUAUUGUGACAGAUGCUUCUAUUUGAAGAGUGUGCUGAGAAGCCACCUUAUCGCAGUGCACUCGAAAGAACGCCCAUAUACGUGUGACCGCUGUGGUAAAUCGUUUCCUGCAAACGGCACUUUGCAGAGGCACAUCAGUUUUGUUCAUUCGCAAGAACACCCCAAUACGUGUGACCUCUGUGGUAAACCGUUUCUCAACAAGUACAAUUUGCAAACGCAUAUCAAGACUGUUCAUUCGGACCAACGAGAUCACACGUGUGAAUACUGUGGAAAAUCGUUUUCCUUGAAGUUCCGCCUUCGGGUACACAUAGAAGCCGUUCACUUGAAAAAGAAGCCCUACAGAUGUGAGCAUUGUGGAGGAUGCUUCUUUCGAAAAAGUGUAUUGAUGAAUCACGUCGAAUCGGUGCACUCGAAACAAGGCCCCCGCACGUCUAACCGUGGCGGUAAAUGGUUUCCCAGACAGGUCAAUUUACAAGCGCAUAUCAAUUCUGUACAUUUGGAAGAACUACCCCACAGGUGUGACCGCUGUGGCAAAUCGUUUCCCAAACAGGACCGUUUGCAAACGCAUAUCAAUUCUGCACAUUUGAGGCCACGCUCUCAUAUAUGUGACCUCUGCGGUAAAUCGUUUCUCACAAAGCGCUGUUUGCAAAGGCACACCAGUGCUCGUCAUUUAGGGGAACGUCCCCACACGUGUGACCGUUGUGGUAGAUCAUUCUUCCGAAAGGAACAUUUACGAUCGCAUAUCAAUUGUGUUCAUUUGGACCAACGAAAUCACGCAUGCGAAUACUGUGGAAGGUCGUUUGACCUAAUAUGCCGCCUUCGGAUGCACGUAGAAGCUGUUCACUUGAAUAAAAAGCCCUACAGAUGCGAGCAUUGUGGCAGAUGCUUCUCUCGGAGAAAUAGAUUGAAACUACACCUUAACGCAAUACAUCCGAUUGACCACACGGUUUCAAACGAUGACACAAUUGCACAAGUGUAAUUGAUCCAGGAUGUGUGGCUACAAAUCUCCUCAUAAAGUGGCGGUGGCCUGCGAUACAUGGGGGCGUGCUUGGAACGCUGGUCAUCACCCAAUGUGAAUGGACAGGCAGCAAUCCGAAGUUUACGCGUAAUUGCACAUGAAGAAUAAUCAACACCAUGAAUUUACCUGCAGUCUGGUGUGGCAAACGUCCUCUGUUUACAUUUGGCUGCCACCGCAACUUUUGUCAGUACUUUUGAUGCAUCUGUACUUUUGUACUUUAUUUCAUCUUGUAUGUAUCAUUAAACCUCUG